AUGGAAGAUGAGGACAUAAGAUCGCCAAAUUUAACUGCUCAAGAUGGAAGUAAAAAAGAACCAAGAAUCGAUUCAAUCUUACUAGAUUCAGUUGCUCAACCGGCACCAUACACAAUCUUAAAUCGAGAUGAAAAAAUCAUUAUUGUCAUCAUAACAAGUCUUUCAGCAUGUUUCCAAGCAGCUGCUAUAGCUCCAAUAAUUUCAAUAAGUUCAGCAAUAAUGUCAGAUAUAACAGAGACCAAAGAUAGGGGUAAAUAUAUUGGAGCUAAUAUUGGAUUACAAUUGGUUGGUCAGGCUUUUGGAUCAUUGGUUGGUUCUUUAUUAAUUGCCAGAUUUGAUACUUGGAGAAGUUUGUUUGUCUUUUUGGCGAUUGGAAGUGGGAGUGUUAUGGUUAUUGUUAUGAUUGUUUUGCCUGAGACUAAUAGGAAAUUAGUUGGGAAUUUAUCUGUUACACCAAUUAAUAUAUUAAAUAGAGCACCUAUACUUCAUUUAUCAUCUUUUCAAAGAAGGCUCAAUAAUGCUACUGAAACAAUUUUAAAAGGUGAACCAAUCAAUUAUUUAGAUCCUUUCAAGAUUUUAUUCCAACCUAUGAUAUUUAUGGCGAUGUUAGCUAGUGGGUUUCAAUUCACUGCUUUUACAAUGUGUUUAACAUCAAUGUCAACUUUGCUAGAGGUGGAUUAUGGUUUUACGAUAAUUCAAGUUGGUUUAUGUUAUUUGGCACCUGGGUUAGGAACACUAAUGGGUUCAUAUAUAACUGGUAGAAUUAUUGAUUUUUUAUAUGCAAAACAAAAGAAUAAACAUACUGCCGAGUAUAGUCAUUUGCAGGUUGAUGAGAGACCAAAGUUCAAUUUGGUUGAAAGUAGAUUCCAAACUUCGGGUUAUACCACCACCAUAAUAGCUUUAUUCUUGGAAGUGUUUGGUUGGUGUUUACAAUACCAGAUUCACAUUGCACCUAUGUUAAUAUCAACUUUUUUCAUAUCAAUUGGAACCGUCUCAUUUAUAAGUAGUAUGAAUACUUUAUUACUAGAUUUAUUUCCUGACAAAGGUUCAUCAGCUACUGCUUGUCUAAAUAUCGUCAGAUGUUUACUUGCUGCUUGUGGAAUUGGUGUUUUACAAAAUAUGGUUGAUGCAAUAGGUCUUGGAGGUACCUAUACCAUAAUGUCAGGUUUCGUAUUGACAUCAUUUUUAGUUCUACUAUUUAUCAAAAAACGUGUAUCACACCAACUUAAAGAUUAA
Messenger RNA from Lodderomyces jiufengensis, 1236 nucleotides. Its product is annotated as QDR2. Gene Ontology annotation, molecular function: transmembrane transporter activity. Bases 1 to 1236 code for a protein of 411 amino acids. The transcript is spliced from 2 exons. NCBI's taxonomy places the organism in Eukaryota, Fungi, Ascomycota, Pichiomycetes, Serinales, Debaryomycetaceae. Gene Ontology annotation, biological process: transmembrane transport. The record is from RefSeq and is a predicted model, not a curated record.